Molecule: messenger RNA, 1425 nt
Organism: Portunus trituberculatus (swimming crab)
Lineage: Eukaryota; Metazoa; Arthropoda; Malacostraca; Decapoda; Portunidae
Product: phospholipid phosphatase 5-like
Exons: 7
Coding region: 78-995 (305 amino acids)
Biological process (GO): phospholipid metabolic process
Molecular function (GO): phosphatidate phosphatase activity
Source: RefSeq, a predicted model, not a curated record
GACUUAAACGUGAACAGCUGAAAGAACGAGAGAGGGAAAGAGAGAGAGAAAAAAAGAAAGAGAGAGAGAGAGAGAGGAUGGGGCGAUGGGCAGAAACACACGCCACAUUUGUCCUGGAAAUAGUGACUCGCGCUGUACUGUCUGUCAUAUUUCUAGAGCUGGAGAAUGCGUCGCCCUUUGUCCGCAAGAUUCACCGUGAUGAACUCUGGCUUUACAAGAAUCCCCGCACUCCCUCCUAUGUCCCCAACGGCCUGCUGUGGCCGCUAGUGUUCCUGGUUCCGACGAGCAUCAUGGUGCUGUACUACUUGGUGAAGAAGGACCGCACGGAGCUAACACAGGGACUCCUCGCCUUCUCCCUCGCCCUGGGACUCAAUGGGGUCGUUACUGAUAUCAUUAAGCUCUUUGUGGGACGCCCACGACCAGAUUUCUUCUAUCGCUGCUUCCCGGAUGGGCGACCUGACCUCGAUGACCUGGUGGAUAUUGGGUCGGCCUGCACUGGGGAGCAAAUGGCCAUACAGGAAGGCAGAAAGAGUUUUCCCAGUGGCCAUUCUUCUUUCUCCUUCUGCAGCCUGGGGUUCCUGAGCCUGUGGGUGUGUGGUAAGCUGGGGGUGUUCAAGCAGCGGCGAGGGGAGGGCUGGAGGCUGGUGGUGGCCAUGGUGCCCUUGCUGGUGGCUCUAAUGGUGGCCCUCUCUCGCACCACGGACUACCACCACCACUGGCAAGAUGUGCUUGUAGGAUCAAUGCUGGGCCUCCUCAUCUCCUAUCUGUGCUACCGCCAGUACUACCCGCGCCUCUCCUCCCCACACUCACACCUUUCCUACCUCAUGGUGCCCUCUGUCCUCACACCCAAGCAGAACGGCGCAGGAAGGAGAGGGACCCGCCCACAGCAGUACAUUGACCCAGAGUCCCCAAUGGAAGAACAAGUCAAGUGGAUUUCCUUUACAUAUUUAUUUAAGCACAUCUCACCAAGACUAUCACGAAGCAAUUCUACUUAAAAAAAUAAGUAUAAUCAUUUUCCAUUCAUGUGUGUGUGUGUGUGUGUGUGUGUGUGUGUGUGUGUGUGUGUGAUGACUACUGGUUCCAUUCCACUUCAUUCCAGGUAGUAAAGAGAAGCAGGUAUAUUUUAGGAAAUCAUUUUUAUAUCUUUGUAACCCGAUGCGUGAUUGACAGCUUAGCGGGGUCCAAUACAUAAGCUGCUGUUUGUCCUAUCUUUGUGUUCCCUUGUGUUCGUAUUCUCCAUCCCAUUAUAUGAGGUUGAUAUCAUAAUUACUCGGUUUUUUUUCCAUAUAACGUAUUUUUUUUUUUUUUUUUUAUUGUAUUACGACUAUUAAGUCAUACGAUUGUUGUGAGAAAAUGUGAAGGGUGAUGAUUAUUAUUUUUCAUAUAAUUGACGUGUUUGGUGAAUAAAAUACAUGGUGAAUUCUC